CUCACCUUUUCCUCCAAGGGCGAGGAUACUCAUGUUGUGUUCACUGUCUCGGUGGCACAAGUAUUAAUCGGCCUAACGGUUUCGACCUCCAUCUUCGGAAGUCCAAGCCAAACAAUUACAAUCAUGGCCACUACUUCUGCCACCUUGCUAGUUUCAGCCGCUUGUCUUCCAAAAGCAGAUGCCAAGACCAUUCAUCUGGAAGCUUACGGAUCUCCACGAGAGCAUUAUGAUGACAACACCCAUUGCUUCCCCAUUACCGCCCAUUCCUCUACACAUACCAUGGGAGCCAUUCUUCCGCACUACGUCCUGCCCAAAGUUCACACCGCCAUUCCAUUGAAUGAAUUCCUCUCUAUCCUGGUCAUAGGAUCCCACAACCGUUCCGCAUCUGCUCUAAUUACCGAGAAUGAGAAGGCAAACAAACCAUUCAAUUGGCAACGUCCCACAGCAACAGUCCUUCAGACCCCUGAAGGAAAUGUACUCCAACUAAAUGUUCUCCCAGGGCAAGCAUAUGUUGAGCACUAUGCAGCGCUCCUAUCUACAUAUUUCGCAACUGUGGAGUUUACUGGACGCCGAGUCCCGCCCGUUCACUACAUUCCACCAGCAGCUGACGCUUGUGCGUCCAUAUUUGCCGAUUCAAACCUUCCGUAUCUUGGAAAGAUUGAUAUCGCAAUCCUAGGAUAUGUAGACAAAUUGCCCCGCUGUGCCGGACCCGACAUCUGGGAAACAGGUGUGGAUCGGGAAACCGAUGGUGGUGAACUCUUCGCUUGGAAGAAGCAAACUCUUCCUGAUGGCAGACUUGUCGCAUUUAUUGGAUGCACCGCAUGUUAUUGGGGAGAUAUCGGUGGCCAACUGAUCCGAGCACUGAAAGUCCAUAACGCAGUGCAAGAAGCAGUGUACAUCGGAAAGCUAGGGACAUUGAACGAAAAUUAUAUUCCGAAUUCGAUUCUCGCUACUGGAUCUUGCAGUACGUUUCCUGAUGGCAGCACCGUUGAAUGGAAGAGCAUUCUUGAGGAAGCAGUGAAGAGUAGCAGUGGUGUUGUGCAUGGGGUUCACUUCACUGGAGCAACAUCUUUAAGCGAAACAAAGGAAUGGACUCAGCAAUGGAAGAGAAAGGUCGACUGGGUCGAUCCCGAGAUCGGUCAUAUGGCAAAGGUGUCUUUGGAACUUGGAAUAGGGUAUGGUUUUCUUCAUGUUGUUUCGGAUAAUCUGUCCAGGGAAGGUUUAGAGGGGCUAGUCGAUGAGCGGAAAGCGACGAUCGUGGCGGAUAGGAUGAAGCUUUUAAAGCAAGCCGAUAUGAUCUUGGACGAAUAUUUUGGUCUGAAAUGAUGAUAGAUGGGCUCAGUACAGUACACGAAAUGAUUUAAGAGCAAAUAUUGCAGCGUUGUUUGAGGACUAAAUAAAGCGAACAUAAGUUCACAAAACAUGAGUCGAAUUCUGGC
This is a messenger RNA of Cadophora gregata, 1439 nucleotides long. RefSeq lists its product as uncharacterized. Gene Ontology annotation, biological process: nucleoside metabolic process. The transcript is spliced from 2 exons. NCBI's taxonomy places the organism in Eukaryota, Fungi, Ascomycota, Leotiomycetes, Helotiales, Ploettnerulaceae. The record is from RefSeq and is a predicted model, not a curated record. Gene Ontology annotation, molecular function: catalytic activity. The coding region runs from base 124 to 1326 and encodes 400 amino acids.